Molecule: messenger RNA, 7073 nt
Organism: Ahaetulla prasina
Lineage: Eukaryota; Metazoa; Chordata; Lepidosauria; Squamata; Colubridae
Gene: TRAF3
Product: TNF receptor associated factor 3
Exons: 14
Coding region: 710-2407 (565 amino acids)
Biological process (GO): tumor necrosis factor-mediated signaling pathway; regulation of apoptotic process; regulation of defense response to virus
Cellular component (GO): plasma membrane signaling receptor complex
Molecular function (GO): zinc ion binding; tumor necrosis factor receptor binding
Source: RefSeq, a predicted model, not a curated record
CUGCCACCGCCGCCAAGAAUCACUACUGGCUGCUUUGCUCGCACGUUCAUCACCCUUCAAGCUGUUGCUGCUAUUGUUGCUCCUCUCCCUCCUCCUCCUCCCUCCUGCUCCUCCUCCUCCCACUAUUUCGUUUUGGAAUAAGAGAGAGGUGGUGUGUCUGGCUGCUUUAAGAGACGCGGUGUGCCUUCCCCCCCUUUUUUCUUUCUUUCUUGAAGCUUGUUGCGAGGCCGAAACCUCUUGUAGCGUUUCAGGAUCGGAUCAGCAGGACGCGGGGUCUGAUAGCUGCCGGCGGGGAAGAAAAGCAUGCCGGUUUUUUUUCCUUCGGCCGCUGCUGCUGCUGCUGCACUAUAAAGGGAUAGCUUUAUAGCAAGUGCAGAAGAAGGAGCAGUGAAAGGAGACAACAUGAAGUGAACAUAUGCAGCAUACCAUGAAGCUAAAAUCAGGAAUUAUGACAUUUCUCGAAAUGUAAAGUGUAUACUUAAGAACAUGACUGACCUGCUGGAUCAGACCAAAGUCCUCCCUAAUGUGGCAUCCUGUUUCCUGUAGUAGCCAAGCAGCUGUCCCUGUGAAGCCUGCAAGUAGGAUGUCCACAUUUGAUGACAUCAACCUGGAGUAGCCUGAGUAUUCAUUUUUCUUUGACGUUUUCCUCUAAUCAAAUUUAGAUGUUCUUAUCCUUUUCAUCUUUCAUACAGUAUUUAUUAAUUCCAACAUGGAUGCAAGCAAGAAAGCAGAACCUCCAGUGGAAACAAUACAGCAGAAGGGAAAUCCUGAUCGCCACCCUAUCCCAUCCAUUUAUGUACCAGAACAAGGUGGUUACAAGGAAAAAUUUGUGAAUGCAGUGGAAGACAAAUACAAAUGUGAAAAAUGUCAUCUCAUUUUGUGCAAUCCGAGACAGACAGAAUGUGGGCAUCGCUAUUGUGAGACCUGCAUGAGUUCUCUGUUCAGUUCCACAAGUCCAAAAUGUACAGCAUGUCAAGAAACAAUAGUGAAGGAUAAGAUUUUUAAAGAUAAUUGCUGCCGAAGGGAGCUUCUAGCCCUUCAGAUAUUCUGCAGAAAUGAAAAUAAAGGUUGUCGAGAUCAAUUGACCUUGGGACAGUUGCUGACACAUCUAAGAAAUGAUUGUCUCUUUGAAGAACUUCCAUGUCCUCGUACUGAUUGUAAAGAAAAAAUACUUAGAAAAGAUUUACCAGAUCAUAUAGAAAAAAACUGUAACUAUCGGGAAACAACAUGUAAAUACUGUAAAAGCCAAGUACCAAUCAUUAUGAUACAAAAACACGAAGAUGCAGACUGUCCUUGUGUUAUGGUUACAUGUCCCCAUCAGUGCAGUGUUUCAGCACUCCUCAGAAAAGAGUUGAAUGCACAUUUGUCAGAAUGUAUUAAUGCCCCAAGUACCUGUAGUUUUAAGCGUUAUGGCUGCACUUUUCAGGGAACAAACCAGCAAGUUAAAGCACACGAAGCCACCUCAGCAGUGCAGCAUGUAGACUUAUUGAAAGAGUGGAGUAAUUGUCUAGAAAAUAAGGUGGCCAUGCUCCAAAAUGAAAGUUUGGAAAAGAACAAGAGCAUACAAACUUUACAUAAUCAAAUUUGUAGCUUUGAAAUAGAAAUUGAGAGACAGAAGGAAAUGCUGCGAAGUAAUGAAACUAAAAUACAUCACCUGCAGCGGGUAAUAGAUAGUCAAGCUGAGAAGCUGAAAGAACUAGACAAGGAGAUUCGACCUUUCCGACAGAACUGGGAAGAAGCAGACAGCAUGAAGAGUAGUGUUGAGUCCCUCCAGAAUAGGGUGACUGAACUGGAAAGCAUUGAUAAAAAUACUGGGCAAGGAGCUAGAAACACAGGUCUUCUAGAAUCACAGUUAUCUAGGCAUGAUCAAAUGCUAAGUGUUCAUGACAUCCGUCUGGCUGAUAUGGACCUCCGAUUUCAAGUCCUGGAAACAGCAAGUUACAAUGGAGUGUUAAUCUGGAAAAUUCGAGAUUAUAAACGUCGAAAGCAAGAGGCUGUUAUGGGGAAGACUUUGUCCUUAUAUAGCCAACCAUUUUAUACAGGAUACUUUGGCUAUAAGAUGUGUGCCAGGGUUUACCUCAAUGGAGAUGGGAUGGGCAAAGGGACGCACUUGUCUUUGUUCUUUGUUAUAAUGCGGGGAGAAUAUGAUGCAUUGCUUCCUUGGCCAUUCAAGCAAAAGGUCACCCUUAUGUUGAUGGAUCAAGGACCUUCUCGGCGCCACUUAGGAGAUGCAUUCAAACCAGACCCCAACAGCAGUAGUUUCAAGAAACCCACUGGGGAAAUGAAUAUUGCAUCUGGUUGUCCAGUCUUUGUUGCACAAACUGUUCUAGAAAAUGGAACAUAUAUUAAAGAUGAUACUAUUUUUAUUAAAGUCAUAGUGGAUACUUCGGAUCUACCAGACCCCUGACAUAUAGCAGAAAGGCAGAUUCAACAGAAGACAACUCCAUUUGGGGCUCUUUUUUAUAUCUGUCUUCAAUGAGAGGUCCUUAAAGCUCAGAGAGGACCACUUUAUGUUAACAGAGGAAGAGUUUGGAGGUAUAACUUGCAUAGGGUCCAAUGGCAAAAAUAGCAACCCAUUAAGAAACCAUAACUGUGGUGUAUUUUCUAAACUAAUAGGAACACUUCAAGUUCUGACAAGUUACUUAAUCCUCAUGAAGACAAAGAUCACUGUCAGAAAAGCUUUUUGUAAUUUAUUGACAAUAAUUUGGGAGAGGAAAAAAAAGUAUCUUAUGCUGAAUACGACAUCAGACUUUACUUUCAUUUUAAUUAGAAAAUAAAAGUUCACAUGUGGGUUAGCUAGAAACUGUCAGCAUGUUAAGUAAAAAAAAAAAGAAAUUAUGAAGUAUUGUUGCAGUUAAAGAUAUUAUUACUUUGAACAUCUAAGUGCAAUGUUGUCUGAAAUACAGUAUAUUGUCUAUUUUUAAGGCCUCAUCUGGUCUCUGUUUUAAAAAUUACUUUUGUCAGAAGACCUUGACAAAAAUGUCUAGAUCUUCUUGAAAGUGUCUAAAUCAGAGUCAUAUUUUUGUUUAGAGUUCUAUUAAUUGCUACAGAAAACAUUUUAUUUUAAAACUGUUGAUAGACUGAUAUUUCUUGGAAGAAAAAAAAAGAUCAAAUGCAGGUUAUCACUUGUGAUAUGAAAAGAAACUAUUCAAUACUGCUGUUAUUUCUCUUUAGAAAUGUAAACCUACAAUAUAUGUCGUAGUUAAUGACACUAUUUCAAAAUUAAGAAAAAAAAUCACUCAUGGAUGCUGUGCAUCAUUAUCAGAUUUAUAAUUUUCACCCUAAAAUAGGGCAUUUGUUGAACUUUGGAGUUCUAAAUGGAAUCCUGUAUGUUUUUAAAGUUCUGCCUCAUGCGCUCAGACCAAGCUCUAUAAAAUAGAUGUGUGUAUAUAAACAUAUUAUAUUAUAUUUUUUGCUAAAGCAUAAAUGUGCAACAUAUUUUUUGGGUUUGAGAGGAGGCGUAGUGCUGAGUAAUACCUAUAUGGGAAACUGCUAAUUAAUCCUCUAGGUAGAAAUUUUUUCUACCGGAUCUUACAGAGGAUAUCCGUUAGGAGAAAGCAGUGUCUUAAUGGAAAUACGGUGGCGUGCAUGCAUUCAUGUGCCUUAGCUGUGACGUGCUGCUUUAUAGCUCAUAGUUUUGUAUUCAGCCUUUAAUUUCAGAUUGUUAGAAUACUUGUUUUAACUGGACUUUAGGCAUAAUGUGCUGACUGAUCUGUAAAACCCACCAAUAUUUUGCAGCAUACAGAAAUGGAAACCCAGAUGUGUGUCUGGCUUGCCAGUGUUUCCAUCAAUGAAAUACUACUUAUUCAGGUGCUAUAUUUUUGUUCACAGUGCUCCUAUGGAGCUAGGACUUCUGACAGUGCCCCUUCCCUUCAGUUUCCAAAGCAGUAGUGAAACUGCUGCAAGAUAAAAUGCCUCGAAGUAGCAGAGCUAAUCAUUUCAAUUUGGCUCAAUUCAGAAAUUGAGAAUAGAUUUGCUAGCCAAUUCACAGCGAUGGUUUUCUGGCAAACUGACACCUAUCCCUGCAGGGAAACCCACAGGAGCCUCCUACUUAAACAACUACCUGAGCUUUACUAGAAAGCAUUCUACAGCCUUUAAAUCAUGCUGAUUGCAACCCACAGAAUUUACUGACUUCUGUUUUAAUAGUCCUUUGUGAGACUAGUAAAUCCAAUGGCUUAGCUUGAGCGUACACCAACCAUGUGGGUGCUGCUUAAUUGCAUGGGUGCUGUGUAACCUGAAUGCUCCCCUAGAACAAACUGAUGUGGACCUGGAAAAAGGAAUUGUGUGGCCUGUUGUCUAGCCAGUGAUGUUACAUCCAUUGAGCUUUCCUCUUACGUUGGGCAUUAUAGACAGAGUUCAUGUCUAGGACUCAGUUGAAUUGUCAUGUUUCAUUGUUGUGUUUCUUGCCCUUGCCAUUGGUCUUUAUGGCUGUGCCUUCCUACCCAGUGCCUGCAAGAGGUAUUUUUCUGUUAAUAAAUAUACAGUGCAUGCUGAGUGGUUUUCAUGGGUUUUCAAGCCACCUGCUUGAAUGGGGCCUGCUAUUUGGCAGCCAGAGCAUUUUGUAGCAAUAUGUCUUCCUAUUCUUGCCUUCCAUUAUUCAGGUACUGUAUUCUGUCUUUCUUAUGGUUCUUAGGUGUCAACUGGUACAAUCAAUGUAUGAAGGCAAGUGUUAUUAUUCUAGUUCUGAUACAAAAGGAAGACUUCCUACUCAAGAUCUACAUGCCACAGUUUUAUGCAGGCUGAUGUAAACCCAUCACUUUUUCUUAGGGGAAAGAAUUAACCUGGCUUCUCAUACUAUUCUAAUAGUCAUGAGAGUACAGGUAGCUGAGCUUUUGUAUAUGCAUUACAGAAUUUUACUGAAAACAGGAUUCCCUAGUGAAGAUGUCCAAAGGGCUCAGUACCCAUAGCUUCUGCAUCAUACAGUUAAUGUCCAAUUGAAAUAUGUUAAUUGUGUUCUAAAAAUCUGGACUGUUCCUUCAAAAAUAACCCUUAUUCCAAAAACAUCUAAAAAUGCAAAUUGAGUAAAAAAAAUCAAUUCUAAUUCUUUUACUUAAAUCUACAAAUUGCCAAUAACAACUUUGGCUUAUAUAUUCCAAUUACUCUGAUGCGUGACAGUUUGAAAGCCUUUUUAAAAUAUAUAUAUAAACAUUUAAAACACAAAUUACUUGACUUGUCUUAUUGGGCUAUAAAAUUAGGACUUGUGCACUUUAUUAAAACUUCCUUGUUAAUAAAUAAGACCAGAUAUCAGCAUAUUUAUGGCAGCUGUUAUGGCUUCAUUACUAUAGCUAUUUUUCCCACCAUUAUGUGAAGUUUUUCUUCUUGCCACACUCCUGUAGAUCAAUGCAAGUGCUGGAAUUUCUGCUGCAGAGUCUGAUAGCUGAUUAAAAAUAACUUGUUUCCCCAAAGCACAAAAAAAUAAGCUAAUGGUUCUUUUUUAAACCAGCACCCAGAAAGGAGGAGCAGAAAGGAUGAGAAAACUCCCAUUCAAAACAAAAUAUACUGUUCAAAAGAUUAACUUGAGGUUAUCUUCUCAUAUAUUUUGGUGCUGUCUUUUAGAAACAAAUGCUUUCUUCUUCAAAGUGAUCCAAUUUUAACGCUGUGAACAUACUCUUUGUCAUUCACAUUGGCUCACUAAUGCUUUUAAUAUAGCACAGCAAGCUAGCUAGCCAAUUAUUGACAAAAUUAUUUAGUUCAGGCAACCUUAACAUGUUCUGAAGUAAGUUUUGUAGGAUGGCUGUAAAGUUACAUGUUCUUGAUGAUAACACAUUCUUUGAUAAAGAUGUUUAUCCAAAAAGACUGAAAGAAUGAUAGCUUAUAUAGUAUUUAUCUCUAGUACUCUUAAUAGGAUGUUUGUUUAGUCUAUCAUGAAUAGCCCCAGUUUGUGGAAGAAAUUGUAUCCUGAAAUGUAGAGACAGUAAAUUGAAUAUGACAUAUGAAUAGGAUUAGAAUUUGCAUUUAUAUGAUUUACUUUAUUUUAUGUAUUUUACCUCCAAGAUUCUAAAAGUCCACGUUAACCCAAUCCACAUAGAGAAUAUAUAAAUUAUAAUAAAACAUAACAAUAUUGCUGCAGAAUAUCACCAGGUUGUUUUGAUUGCCAAAAGUUAACCCAUUUUAAAGAUUAAAAAAAUUUCAAAAACCAAUUUUUAAUUUUGUAAAUUUUUUAUGGAAAGUGAUUCUAUAGUAGGAAGGAGAAAAGUCUAGUCACUGCCCCAAAUAAUAACUUUCAUGAUUGAUUUGAUCAUACAAGCUUAUAUCUUUGCUUAGCCCUGAUUUAUGUUCAGAUAGGGCAGAAGAGAAAAUGCCUGCCUACAAAACCAGCCAUCUUGGUAUCUUCUCUGAACUGAGAGAAAAGUAUGUUAAAAAGUCCAAAGCUAUCGCUCUUUUUCUGGAAAAAAAAUGUGAAUAUGUUAUUUUUUAAAUAUAUCUUUGGAUUCCUUUCCCAAAGGCUAUUCAUUAGUACUGCCCUUCGAUGCUCCUACUCCAAAGUUGCACUUGAUAUUACAAAACAUAUUGCAUUUCUGUGUACUACUAAAAUUCUCAUGUCUGUUUGAUUAUUUUUAACCUUCAUUAAGAUAAGGCAACCAGUUUUGAAUUAACAUACCUCAAAUGGGCUAACAUAAAGAAUGCAUCCAAAAUCUGGGACUCAUGCUCCCAUGGGAUUUAAAUUUGGCAAACUUGUGGCCUCUUCAGUGCUGCCACACUGCCGCAGACACAUGAUCAUCAUUUCCAACUCUUCUUGCAGCUUCCUACAAGAAAAGUCAAUGGGGAAGCCAGCAGGAAGAUGGAAGCCACCCCGAUCCCAUAGCUUUUUUACCAGCCCAUGAUCAUUCUGUUUGUUUGUUUAGGUAAGGAUGUAUCUCUGAAAUGAUGACCCCAAGGGAGGUUUAUUUCAAUGGAAAUGCAUAGAAUUCAGUAUUAAGUCAGUUCUUGGUUAUCGGUGUUUUCUUCUUCCUCGCUAACUACAGUAUCAAUGCUGUUAUUUCAAUUCACCUUAGAUCUCCAAGCAGUUUUGCUCCCUUAUAUUUUAACAAAGCACUUUAGUCUGCCAUCUCAUAUUGUAUCAUGCUAACCUA